UGUACCCAAAGCAAAUCUCAUUUGUUGAUUGCACAUCACACGUUUCUGAAAGCUGACAUGUGGCCAUACGUCGCUGGCCAUAUUAGUCUAGUCAACUAGCCAAUCAUUCCAUCCACAGCAAGAGGAAAGGAAACAGGAGCAGAGUAGGGAAAGAUGGCAGAUAAGCAGAUAUUUGUAAUUCCAAGGGUGAAAUUGGGCACCCAAGGAUUAGAGGUCUCAAAGCUAGGGUUUGGAUGUAUGGGGCUUAGUGGUGGUUACAACUCCCCUGUCCCAGAAGAAGUUGGCAUUUCAAUCAUCAAGGAGUCAUUCAACAGAGGAAUUACAUUUUUAGACACAGCUGAUGUUUAUGGACCUUACACCAAUGAAGUCUUGGUUGGCAAGGCCUUGAAGCAAUUGCCUAGAGAAAAAAUACAGUUGGCUACAAAAUUCGGUGUUGCUGUCAACAACUUCGAUUUUAAAAAUGCUUUAAUUAAUGGCAAACCUGAAUACGUCCGUGCAUGCUGUGAGGCUAGCCUCAAUCGUCUUGGCGUUGAAUAUAUUGAUCUGUACUAUCAACAUCGCAUUGACACUUCUGUACCAAUAGAGGAAACUAUGAGGGAGCUUAAGAAAUUAGUGGAAGAAGGAAAAAUUAAGUACAUUGGGUUAUCUGAAGCAAGUCCUGACACAAUAAAGAGGGCACAUUCAGUUCAUCCCAUCACUGCAGUGCAAAUGGAAUGGUCACUUUGGAGCCGUGACCUUGAGGAAGAAGUAAUCCCACUUUGCAGGGAACUUGGAAUUGCAGUAGUUCCAUAUAGCCCUCUUGGUCGAGGCUUUUUCGGUGGCAAAGCAGUUGUGGAAAGUUUGCCUUCAGAGACUAUACUGAAAUCAUAUCCAAGGUUUGCAGGAGAAAAUUUGGAAAAGAAUAAGAUGUUCUAUACUCGAAUAGAAAAUUUGGCCAAAAACUAUGGAUGCAGUGCUGCUCAGCUUGCCCUUGCAUGGGUUCUCAAUCAAGGGGAUGAUGUAGUUCCCAUCCCUGGGACGACUAAGAUUAAAAACCUGGUAGACAAUAUUGAAGCAUUGAGGAUGAAGCUAACAAAAGAGGAGUUGAAGGAGAUUUCUGAUGCAGUUCCGGUCAGUGAAGUAGCUGGACUUCGAUCUAACAAUUUCCAGAUUACCUUUAAGUUUGCUAACACACCGCUCCCUAAAAAUGCCCAAGCAGCAACCGCAAAUGUAUAACAAUCUUUUUUUUUUUCUUGAAACGAUUGUAAUUUUAACAAAAAAUGAUAGCUGCAAAUGGAAUGGUGGCUCACAGCUAAAGAACAUUCCUACACAGCAGAGUAUAACCAGUGCAAUCUUAACAAUCUA
This is a messenger RNA of Hevea brasiliensis (rubber tree), 1344 nucleotides long. RefSeq names its product perakine reductase. The transcript has 7 exons. Gene Ontology annotation, cellular component: cytoplasm. The coding region runs from base 154 to 1215 and encodes 353 amino acids. The record is from RefSeq and is a predicted model, not a curated record. Lineage: Eukaryota; Viridiplantae; Streptophyta; Magnoliopsida; Malpighiales; Euphorbiaceae.